Messenger RNA from Cryptotermes secundus, 2035 nucleotides. Its product is annotated as chordin-like protein 2. The transcript has 11 exons. Lineage: Eukaryota; Metazoa; Arthropoda; Insecta; Blattodea; Kalotermitidae. The coding region runs from base 10 to 1275 and encodes 421 amino acids. The record is from RefSeq and is a predicted model, not a curated record. Gene Ontology annotation, molecular function: protein binding.
GCAAUCAGAAUGUUGCAGUUACCAAACCGACGGUUGCAGACGGCUCUGGUGUUACUGGUCGCCAUUCAAAUGCUUGAUUGGACCCAAAGCGAGGAACCGCCGAUCAAAUGCCGUUUCGGCGGUGCGGAGUACGACGUCGGAGAGAGGUGGCAUCCGCGCCUGGAGACACAGGGGACAGUGUUCUGCGUCACUUGUCAGUGUUACCAGGGAGGUAGGAUGAACUGUUCCAGCAGGGAGUGUCCCGUCAGGUGUAACAGCAGAGAGGAUUCCUCGGAGUGCUGCAGAAUCUGUACGGAGUCACGGAUGUCCAUCCACAGGCCAGUGUCACCAGACGUUGUGGCGUGCAUCCACAAUGGACGCAUCUACAAGGACGGGCAGAAUUUCCCAUCCAACUCAACCGGAAUGAAAGUAAACAGCCCUAACCAAUGUGUUCAGUGCAGAUGCCAGGAAGGACUUGUGCUAUGUGAAGUACAGACAUGCCAAGAGCUGAGUUGCCAUGAACCAAUUCAGAGCCCUGAUAAUUGCUGCCCUCUGUGUUCAGAAGUUGCUGGUAACAGGGACCUUUCCUCGCCUGUGACAUUCAAGGGCCCAACUGCCCCACGGGACCGCCGAGAUAAAGACUGUAUCUCUGCUGGAAAAUAUUAUUCAGAUGGCUCCUCAUGGCAUCCUGUGAUUGGUCCAUUUGGUCCAAUGGACUGUGUCAUGUGUCAAUGUAACUCUGGAAACAUUGAGUGCAACAGGUUCAGAUGUCCAAGUCGAGCUGAGCUGCAGUGCACAAUGCCAACCAAGCAGUUUGGUCAGUGCUGCCCUGUGUGCCCCAUCACAGCAAUAUCAGCAGUGCAACGGGGGGAUGUGCCAGAGGCUGGAUCACUGCAGUGCAUACCAAAAGCUGCAGAACUAGUUGCAUACCGGGCUCAGGGAGCUGGAAACAUUUCAGAGUUUCUCCAGUAUGCCUUCCAACAACCAGGUGCUAAAGCAAAUGAAGCAGAGUUGCACUCUUGGGUGGUGCGAAAUGGAGCUGUCCAUUCCUUCCAGCUGCAGACAAUCACUGCAAACAACUUUGAGGACCUGCGACACAAGUUCCGUUUCAUACCUCUUGGCACAACAUCUGCAAAGCAUGUCAGCAAGUUUGGAAGGCGUGAGAAGAAGCUUCAGCGGCGAUGCAAAACAAACUGCAGCUACAAAGUGCAACGUUUGGAGGAACUGUUGGGCCUGAACAAGAUAGCAAUGCGCAAAAUGUGUCUCACCUCAGAACUGCUGCUGACAUCUCUAUGAGGCACAUUCUUUGUAGUGCAACAAUUUACAACUACUUAGUGACUACAAGAUUCUUUGUUCUGUACAGCUACUGUGGCUGAUGCACAUAGGGAUGGGUUGUGCAGGUAUCACAAAAUUCUUUGUACAGCAGUCAUGAAUCCUGACUGUCAUGUUAAUGACUGCAAAAUAUAUCUGCCUCCUUUGAGUAAUGAAAAUUUAAACUUUUUUAGUAAGAAUUUUAAGGGACCAAAUUCAUACCAGUACUAAAAGUUAUGGAAAAAUGUAUCAUUUGGGUAAAUUUCUAUUAUUGGAAUUACUGGGUUUUUGGACUUUUCCCAUCAUCCGGUAUUCUAAAAAAUAGAAAACACAACGUUUCAGAAACUUGAUCUCUUUCUGUCCUCAAGUGGGGAGUGGGGGAAGACACUUGCUGACUUGCAUGGAAAAAGUCCAAGAACCCAGUAAAUCUGAGUGUUAUAAUCCAUCACCAGAACCCUUUGGAAACUAUUUUCAUUAUUGGCUUUCUGACCUUCCUCUACCCUUUUGGAAUUUUACUGACUUCAACCAUUUAAAGCUCAGUAGUUCUAUACAUACCACCUACUUUAAUAUACUAAAACUCUGAAUUCUGCUGAGAGUGAAUCUGUUUUGUAUGGUUCUCAUUUUCCCAACAUCAUUAACUGGCUGACAUUGGUAGUGGAAAUGUAAUGUGUUUCCUGUGAAGUACAAACUGGUUUUUAUAUAUUGUGUAGAAGAAAUUCAGUAUUCAAAGGGUUAGUAAUAGCAU